UUUCUCCUCCUCCUCUUCCCACCCUCCCUCUCCUUCUCCUACAUUCAACGAACACCAUCCCUUCUAGCCCUGAUGAUGUUAUCUAGUUAGGUAAUGAAACAUCUGCAGCAAAACAACCAAGGGAGAAACUGGGCAGCUAUGAGAGCAUCAACAUUAUUGAUCCUGAGGACGCCGCCAUCCUCUUCCGAUCGGAAGGCUUAUACCCGGAGAGAUUUACUGUGCCUCCUUGGAUCGCCUACCGGAACUUCCGUAACAAGCCGUGUGGUGUUCUCCUGAAGAAAGGAGACAGUUGGCGCCAGGACCGCCUAGCCCUCAACAAGGAAGCCAUGUCCCUCAAAGUCACAGAUAACUUCAUACCUCUCCUGAAUGAAGUCGGGGAAGAUUUUGUCAAGAGGAUGGAGAUGAAGGUUGGAAGCAAUCCACAAGACAAAUGGACAACCGAUCUGACCCAUGAGCUUUUCCGGUUCGCCUUGGAAUCUGUGUGCAACGUCCUCUAUGGGACCCGGUUGGGACUUCUUCAGGAUUUCAUUGACCCCGAGGCGCAGAAGUUCAUCGAUGCCAUCACCUUGAUGUUUAAUUCCACAGCACCCAUGUUGUACAUACCACCAGAAUUUCUGCGCAGGAUCAACUCCAAGUUUUGGCAGGACCACGUCAAAGCUUGGGAUGUCAUCUUCAUGCAUGCCGACAAAUGUAUACAGAACAUCUACCAAGACCUCUGUUUUAACCAGACACGUGCCAAAGAAUACCGAGGUAUUCUCUGCAGCCUUUUGGUACAGAACAAGAUGCCAAUAGAAGACAUCAAAGCCAGCAUAACCGAGAUGAUGGCAGGAGGAGUGGACACGACUUCCAUCACCCUCCAGUGGGCUCUGUAUGAACUCGCUCGCACGCCACACCUUCAGGAGCAACUGAGGUCUGAAAUCUCUGCAGCCAAAGCAUCUUCCCAGGGAGAUGUUGCGAAGAUGAUGAAGUCCACCCCGUUGCUCAAAGCAGCCAUCAAAGAAACACUAAGGCUUCAUCCAGUUGCAGUGACGUUACAGAGAUACACAACCCAAGAGAUUGUCCUUCAAAAUUACCGUAUCCCUGCCAAUGUAUUAGUCCAGGUAGGACUUUAUGCGAUGUUUCGGGAUUCCAGAUUUUUCUCCAAACCUCUGCAAUUCAACCCAGAAAGAUGGAUUAAGACUGAGGACCCCAAAUAUUUCAGGGGAUUAAGUUUUGGCUUUGGGCCACGUCAAUGUCUUGGCCGCAGAAUUGCCGAGAUGGAGAUGCAGCUGUUUUUGAUCCAUAUGCUGGAAAAAUUCAAGAUUGAAAUAAAGAGAGGCAUGGAGAUUGGUACCACUUUUGGCCUUAUCCUGAUUCCGGACAAGCCAAUCUAUUUGACGCUACGGCCUCAUCGUUCCCAUCAGUGAACUGGGUGAAAUUUUCCAGAAGCGACUGGCGCCUCUUUUCAAAACACUCGGAGAAAGGACGGAGUUGCCCGCUCGGCUCUUAGGGAUCGCAGCCGAAUGAUGUUCCCAAUGUCAGAUGUUUACUAAACGCAGAACUCAAACCAAGGUUUGGGUUGCAGCAGGAUAAGUCUGGCUGCCUUGUUUUGUUUUGUUUUUACUCAUAUAAUACAAUUUAGAUCAGGAGUCUCCAACCUUGGU
Ahaetulla prasina is the source of this 1643-nucleotide messenger RNA. RefSeq names its product cholesterol side-chain cleavage enzyme, mitochondrial. The coding region runs from base 327 to 1406 and encodes 359 amino acids. Gene Ontology annotation, cellular component: mitochondrial inner membrane. The record is from RefSeq and is a predicted model, not a curated record. The transcript has 9 exons. Lineage: Eukaryota; Metazoa; Chordata; Lepidosauria; Squamata; Colubridae. Gene Ontology annotation, molecular function: iron ion binding; oxidoreductase activity, acting on paired donors, with incorporation or reduction of molecular oxygen; monooxygenase activity. Gene Ontology annotation, biological process: cortisol metabolic process; C21-steroid hormone biosynthetic process; cellular response to peptide hormone stimulus.